This is a messenger RNA of Carassius gibelio (silver crucian carp), 4345 nucleotides long. Its product is annotated as SERTA domain-containing protein 2-like. Gene Ontology annotation, cellular component: nucleus. The record is from RefSeq and is a predicted model, not a curated record. Bases 396 to 1196 code for a protein of 266 amino acids. The transcript is spliced from 2 exons. NCBI's taxonomy places the organism in Eukaryota, Metazoa, Chordata, Actinopteri, Cypriniformes, Cyprinidae. Gene Ontology annotation, molecular function: transcription regulator activity.
UUCCUUUCGCGUUGAUUCUACAGUGUGGAGAGAGUUCUCUUCUCGUGCUUGUGUAGAGACGUGAUCGGUCGCGUAGUUUUGCGAGAAAUAAUGUUCAGAAUUUGGACCAGAAGCUCAUCGCGAAGUUCGGCGACCGAUUUAAACAACCGUACAUCUUGUUUUUAUCAUCCAAGAGAAUGUAGCGGUCAUUCGAGGAUCUUGGGUAAAUUAAUUUCGUAGUUCCAUAUAGACCGAGCCAGCACUUAACCAAGUACGAACUAGCUAACCGGCUAAUUCAUUGCGCAUCCCUCUGAGCUUAGCCGCCGAGGCUAGCGGUGCGUGCGCACGUCUGCGAGAGUAGUUGGCUGUAAUUAACGCUAAACAACGAAGCAACUGAUUGAGCCAAACAUAAUGGUAUGGGUCAAAGGGACAUCACAGCGUUCAAGGCGUCCAUGAAAAGAAAAAAGGGAAUUCCUACCGUCUCUAUGUGUCGACUGGAUGUGAAGAAGGAAGUUGAGCCCGCCGGAGGAGAUGGUGCCCUUUCCUCUUCAAGGUACAUGUUGGGCCGGGGGGUGAAACGCAAGCUGAGCUCAUGUGAGGACCCUGCCCAAGACUUGCCAUAUCCUCAGCAGAGGCAGCUGGUGCUGGACUUGUGUCUAGACAAGCUACAGAGCUGCCAGCAACGAGCUGAACCUAGCCUGCACCGUUCGGUCCUGCUGGCCAACACCCUCCGCCAGAUUCAGCAGGAGAUGAGACAGGAGGGGGAAACCUGUCUGCCACCAGCCCCGCUCGGCCCCUCGCUCCCUCUCACCUCCACCCCACGCCACUUCCCUGACCUGCCACCUGUGCCCUUAGACUGUCCUCCACCCCUAUCCGGAGCACUGUCCCCUUCAUUCCCCUUCAUGACAGCGGAGGAUGAGGAGGUCCAGUUGUGCAGCACUGAAAAUGAGACACUUUUGCCAUCCCUUGCUGGUGAGGCCGACACAAGGUCGUCAGAUUCGCUUUUCAGCUCUUUUGAGAUCACUAAUUCCACCAGCUACUUGACAGACUUGCCGUUGGACGACAUCUUUGAAGACAUUGACACGUCAAUGUACGACUCCUCUGACAUUUCUGUCCUGAGCAAUGGAUGCAUGUGCACAUCCAGCAGCAGCCUACAGCUCUGUCUCUCAGACAUCAACGACCUGGACCACAUCAUGGAGAUCCUGGUGCGCUCCUGAACCACGGCUCGCACCACAUUGUUCUCAUUCAGCCAUCCCAAUGUUUUCUAUGGGAAAUAAGUGAUACAGUGUGAUACACAUUUGAUCUAUUUUUAUACAAAGGACUGAUAUAUUUAUAUAUUAUAAAAGGAAACUGCCUGACACACUCUCACUGUAGGAUGAAUGCACAUUUUUAAGACUUUUCAGAUGGUCGAGCUUAACGCUGCCAUCCUUCAUAUUUAAGCAAGCUAAGAUAUGAAUAUGCAGGGACUUCAGAAACAAAGUAUUAGCAUUGAUGCUUAUUUAUAUUGGAUAGCGAGUCGGUUGUAUUUAAAACAAGGAGAUUGAAGAAAAGUGUAUCGUGAUGGACACUCCGUAGCUUUUGAUGAGCUAAAAGACAUUUAUUUUUUGUGAUCUCCACUGUAUUCUGAAGCAUUACAUUUACUGUCAGUAAUUCUGAUGAUCAGAUCAUGUCAUGCACAGGCAGCCCUCACACUACCUCUCAAGAUACCAAGAGCUCUUUCUCUAUACAAAGACUGUCAUUGUUACAACUGUAUUUUAAUGGUUUUUCUCCAAUAACUUUCAAAACUGCUGAUUGUUUUAUAUAUGGCUUUCUGUUCACAGGAAGGCCUCUCCUCAAAUGUUAGGAUUCAGUCCAAAGCUAUCGCUGUAGAAAAAAGGCUUUUGUCUCGAUCUUUCUAUUCAAAACUUUCUUUUCGAAACAUUUCUGGAUUCAGAACGGGCUGUUGCUUGCAUAAAAAGUGAUCUCUAUUUUCAAAUCACUUGGAAUUUAAUGCUGUUUCUACUUUUCACGUAAAUGAUUGUCAGACACACAGCCACCGUCGAAUCCCUCGUAUGAACAUAGUGCCUACAACGGAGAAUGAAGACUGCCGACGAUGAACUGCACACUGUGGACCCACACAUAGACUUGAUCUACGCCCAUGACGCUCCUUAAGUGGGUUGUUUGCCACUUUUUGAGUGUUAAGUGCAAUCCUCUGUCCUCUAAAGAAGCCAUUAUCUCCUCCUGCUGUCCUUUAUUGUGAUCUACACUGCAAAAAAACUGAUCGUGGAUGUCUGUGAAUGCCUUUCAUGUUUUUUUGAGGACCAUUUCUGAAUGUCCAAGCUUUCUCAUGUGGAGCAGAACUGAUGUCUCGCCUGCCUACUUGUUCCCUUCACCAAGAGCCAUUUCCACCACAACUUAGUUAUUAGUUACUACUCAGAUGUGUGCGAUGGUAGACCAGAGCGAGGCCCUUGGUUUUUGAUCUGUAUUAACAUCGACUGAACAUUAGGUUUCUGCAAUCGAAUGCAAAAGAGCCACAAGCUGCUGUCUCCAUUAAGACAGGGCAGAAACAGGGGGAAGGGAAGAAGCAGAGCCAGAUUAAGGGGCGGGAGGGAGGUUAAAGCAAACAGCUCCUGUCACGUGGAGAGCUGUGCUAGUGGUGAAUGCUACUUUGAGAGUUUGACAACAGCUGGUAUGUGUGCGCUCACAUUGGUGCACUCUCAACAAGCCCCGCCCUCAGUGAGGCCCCAAGGGGCUUUGAUCUCCUCCUGACCAAUCAUUUUAGUUUAAGGGAGGAGCUAUGUUCUCUGUCUGAUUUGUGGAAAAGAAUAACAAGUGGAAGCGCUUCAGUUUGGUCUGUAAGCUCAUAGAGGAAUGUCUUCCUUUGCCUGUGGAUAGCUCACUUUAAUCAUUAGUGGCUUGAGACAUCUAUGGUCUGAAUUUGAGUUAAAAUUAGACAUUCCAACUAAAAUAAAUGAGAUAUUUUAUGUAAUUUAAGGAACCACUAACAAUGGCAUUUGAGGUGACAGCAGAGUAGGGCUUUUUGUGUUUUCGUCUGAACUAACACGCUUGUACCUCUUUAAAAACAGGCUCGCAGACACCCAACCCUGCCUUUCCCGCUCACAAGACUCAUGCCUUGCCACAGAGAAAACCGGACACUCACAAAGUUUACACAAACAUGCUUGUGUAAGAUGGUUACCAUAAAUCGGAGAGAGAUUGUAUGGUGAAACAGUGACUGGUUUUUAAUGCUGAAAGCUGUGGAUCUAAUGAGUGUGUAGCUUCUUGAGCUUUGUAAGCUUGAUCUCUCUCUGUGUGUAUAUUUGUAUUUAUACAUUUUACUUGUGUUUUCAUGUUUUUUUUGUUGUUGUUGUUGUUGAUUGAAGAUCAUGAGAUAAUAUAUUGCUUUUAUUUAAGAGUGAGAGAUGAUCUAUAGACUUCAGUCUUUAGGAGGUUUUAUUUGUUUUUUUGAAGUGUGUAGAUAUAUAAUGCAGAAUUAUGAGAGCUGUUUAUCAUUGGAAUUAUUUGUAAAGCUUUUGAUCUGUGCUGACCAUGAUGGGAUCUUCUUUAUGGUGUGUUCACUUCCCUUUGGACCAGGCUGUUAUUUAGGCAGCUUUUUAAACUGUUUUUUAUGCUAAAGUGGUUAAGUAGGAGAGCUUUCAGUUGUCUGCCUCAUUUAAAUGUAAUGUCUCCUGCUGCUUGAGUUUCAGUCUCUUGAAGGACAAUCGUUUCACAAUCAGCCCCAGGAGCCUGUGGUUUUUAACUAGUGUUCAUUAUGCUUUAGUCUAGGAGCAUGCAUUGCAGUAAUACAUAGAGAAACAGUGAAAAGUGGUUUACACUGUUGUAAACUUGUGAACGGCUUACUCAAAUAAUGUAGGGUACGUUUGUUGUACCGGUUGCACAGAGAAUAUAAAAAGCAGCAAGAGUUUGUAUCAUCAUGGUCCUUCUCAAAUUUGCUUGGUUGUGAGGCACAAAACAGCAAGCUUUAAACAUCACAUCAUCUUGUUAAUUUGCCAAUUAUUUAUUUUUUUAAGAUAACCUUUCUUUUAAUUAUUAUCCUAAUGAAAUUGUAAUAUCAGAAACCUCAAAAUGCCACUUUGUCCCAAGUGCAAUAAGAAAAUAUGAACAUAAGCGCUGUCUUGCCUAAAUGCAAAUGAAUCCAUGUAGUAGUCCUAUAUACAUUUGAAUUAAUAAAUGGCUAUAUGGUUUUUUUUUUUCUAACGAUGACUUUACACCCUACAUUUUUCAGUUUCACACAGAAACUGUCCUUUGAUCUGGUUUGACCGCAGAUUUUUGUGAGGUAUGUAAAUAAUAAAGCAUUUUCUUUUGCUGUCAUAUUCUAUGCAAUACAUUGUAGCAGGUCAGUAUGUCAAAUAAAAAAUGGAAAUGGAAA